CUCCCCUCUAUCUAUCACAUCACAAGCUUGUCUUGCCUACGGUUCGGCGAGACCGAAUUGUCCUCUAUAUGAACCGACGUUUCCACAUACAGAAGUCUGGUAUCCGGCUUGGGCAAUGAAGAUACAGGAUCGCAAAUGUUGAUGCAAGAUGCACGCGACAGCAGUAUCGGCGAAGAAGCCUGAUGUGAAAAGGCGACCACAUCGCAAGGUUAGAAGUGGCUGUUUAACCUGCAAAAUACGGCGUGUUAAGUGCGACGAACUCAGACCUUUCUGCGCUCGGUGUAUCAAAUUUGGAAUUCGCUGCGACGGUUAUGCAUCUCCAAAGGUUGCCAAAGGAGUCCCGCCAACAAGGGCAAAUAUACUUCCGAAACAUCCUUACUCGAUUCCUCUCUAUAAAGGGCCUGCUCUGAUGCGAUUCGAAGAUGAGGACGAGUCCAGGUAUUUCGAAGUUUUCAGCACGAAUACAGCAUACGAGAUAUUCCCUAACAUUGAAAUGGGGAGGUUACGGACCAUCUUCCUCCAAGCAUGUGACGCUAAGAAGUUCAUUCGACAAGCCGCUAUUGCAUUGGGAGCCUUGGAUGUGACAUCCCAAGCAUCCCGUCCUCCAAGCCACACGCGCUAUGCUGCUCGCAGUAAUUUCAACAAUCCUCCAAAUCGUCAUUAUCAAUAUGCACUCAAAGAAUAUGCCCAUGCGAUCAAAUGCGCCCAAAUGGAUGGAGAGAACGACUUCCGAACGGCAUUGAUGACUUCUCUGGUCAUCCUGUCCUUUGAGGGAUGGUUAGGCAAUCACGAAGUAGCAGUCCAGCAAAUCAGAUUAGGAACAAGGUUAUUGAAGGAGUGGAAGGAACGGCGUAGAGAAAAAAGUGCACCGGGAUCUUCACUGUUGGCAGCUAGCGACGACGAGAAUGUUCUUUCACACGUAUUCACUCGUCUCUCCAUUCAACUGAGGUCGGCCACGCUUCCACUCCCAUCGGUUUCUUCCGAACUCCCACCACUGAGAAUCGAUGACCCAGAAAAGUCCGAGCGAAUGCCAGAGUCAUUCAGCGAUCUCACGGAGGCGGGUAAAUUCUAUGGCAACAUCGUAAGAUUUGCUGUAACUUUCGUGGCCCAGGGAUUACCACGGAUUGCAGGAGCCAGCAGCCUUACUGGAGCCUAUCAAGUUGGGGUCGCCACCGGAAAUCAAAUACCAGACGAUGUCGCUAAAGCACAAGCCACUCUAACAAAGAGUCUCCAUCGAUGGAUGAAAGCCUUUGCUUGGUUGAGAAGCAAUCGCAAAUUUCAGACUCUUGCUGAGAAGAAGGCCUCGAUAACCCUUGAAUUACAAAUGAAAGCUACAUAUAUGGGUGCCAUUAAAUCCCUCGCACAGGAUGAGCUAGUGUUCGACGCUUAUCAUGACAUCUAUAGAGACAUUGUCAACCUCUCAGAGGCGCUUUUAAACUGCUCUAAUACUUCAAGAGUCCCUAAAUUCUGCUUCGAUUCCGGUGUAGUAAUUCCUCUUUGGUUUACAGGUCACAAAUGCCGGGAUCCAAUUCUUCGGCGGAAGGUCAUUUCAUUGCUUCUGUCCUAUCCAAGAAGAGAGGGAGUCUGGGAUAGUGUCUUUGCCGGUCUAGUUAUCGAGUGCCUGAGAGCUUUUGAAGAAGAAUACAUGAAAGACGGGGAAGUGCCUGGGUGGGCAAGAAUACGCAACACUAGCUUCGACGUCGAUUUAAAGAAACGUGUAGUAGAGGUAAAAUGCCAGCAGCGUAUGUCCGCGACUUCCGACGAGGUUGUGCUUAGACGAAGAACUGUAGAUUAUUAUGUUCACACUGGUGUCACCUUGGAACAGGUGGGGGCAGUCAUUGCAUAACAGCGACGACUCGGAAGGGCUAUCAGCCUGCUCGCGCUCGCACCCUUCCGGUCGCCAUUCCGAAAAUAUACCCU
Molecule: messenger RNA, 1920 nt
Organism: Mollisia scopiformis
Lineage: Eukaryota; Fungi; Ascomycota; Leotiomycetes; Helotiales; Mollisiaceae
Exons: 6
Coding region: 149-1846 (565 amino acids)
Biological process (GO): regulation of DNA-templated transcription
Molecular function (GO): DNA-binding transcription factor activity, RNA polymerase II-specific; zinc ion binding
Source: RefSeq, a predicted model, not a curated record